Prionailurus viverrinus (fishing cat) is the source of this 4103-nucleotide messenger RNA. It is a transcript of the gene ATP13A2, whose product is annotated as ATPase cation transporting 13A2. Gene Ontology annotation, molecular function: ATP binding; P-type ion transporter activity; ATP hydrolysis activity. Gene Ontology annotation, biological process: regulation of autophagosome size; autophagosome-lysosome fusion; intracellular calcium ion homeostasis. The record is from RefSeq and is a predicted model, not a curated record. Bases 233 to 3829 code for a protein of 1198 amino acids. NCBI's taxonomy places the organism in Eukaryota, Metazoa, Chordata, Mammalia, Carnivora, Felidae. The transcript is spliced from 30 exons. Gene Ontology annotation, cellular component: membrane.
CUUGGCUGCGCGCACACCCCGACUGCGGCACCGUCCCAGCCGCGCCGGCAGCCGGCUCCCGGGCAGGUGCCUCGGGCCACCUCGCGCCACCGGACUUCUGCCCCGCACCCCACCCCCCGCCGCCUCCCGCCUCCCGCCUCCUGCCUCGCGCCCCCGCCGCGGGGCAUCGCGACGCCCGGGCCCGGGCCACGGGCCGCAGCGCCGGGGCCGGCGAUGAGCGCGAGGAGCCGGCAUGAGCGCAGGGCCUGUCCCCCACCCCAUUCUGAGCCGACACCCAGCCAGAGAGAGCCAGACGCACAAAGGAGCUCGACAUGACAGCAGCCCUCUCGUGGGCAGCACGCCCGCCGGUUAUGGGACCCUGACGAUAGAGACAUCUGUAGAUCCCCUCAGCUCCUCAGUUUCAUCCGUGAGGCUCAGCGGUUACUGUGGCAGUCCAUGGAGGGUCAUAGGCUAUCACAUCGUGGUCUGGAUGAUGGCAGGGGUCCCUUUGCUGCUGUUCCGCUGGAAGCCGGUGUGGCGGGUGCGGCUGCGGCUCCGGCCCUGCAACCUGGCCCGCGCCGAAACACUCGUCAUCGAAAUAAGAGACAAAGAGGAUAAUUCGUGGCAGCUGUAUACUGUGCAGGUGCAGACUGAGGCCAUCAGUGAGAGCAGCCUGGAGCUGCCUGCCCAGGUCCAGGCGGAGGACGGCCGGAGCCAGGCGGCUGUGGGGGCAGUGCCAGAGGGUGCAUGGAAGGACACCACCCAGUUCUGCAGGAACGAAGAGGCACAGCGGAAGCUGCGAUAUUACCUCUUCCGGGGCCAGCGCUACGUCUGGAUCGAGAGCCAACAGGCCUUCUGCCAAGUCAGCCUGCUGGACCACGGCCGCACCUGUGACGACGUCCGCCGCUCCUGCUCCGGCCUCAGCCUCCAGGAGCAAGCCGUGAGGAAGACCAUCUAUGGCCCCAACGUGAUCAGCGUGCCGGUCAAGUCCUAUCCCCAGCUGCUGGUGGACGAGGCACUGAACCCCUACUAUGGGUUCCAGGCCUUCAGCAUCGGGCUGUGGCUGGCGGACCGCUACUACUCAUAUGCCCUUUGCAUACUGUUCAUCUCCACCGCCUCCAUCUGUCUGUCGCUCUACAAGACCAGAAAGCAAAGCCAGACUCUGAGGGACAUGGUGCAGCUGUCCACACGGGUGUGCGUGUGCCGGCCCGGGGGAGAGGAGGAGUGGGUGGACUCCAGCGAGCUGGUGCCUGGAGACUGCCUGGUGCUGCCCCAGGAAGGCGGCCUGGUGCCCUGCGACGCUGCCCUGGUGGCUGGGGAGUGCAUGGUCAACGAGAGCUCUCUGACAGGGGAGAGCGUUCCAGUGCUGAAGACGGCCCUGCCGGAAGGACCGGUGCCCUACUGCCCCGAGACCCACCGGCGGCACACGCUCUUCUGUGGGACCCUCGUCCUGCAGGCCCGGGCCUUUGUUGGACCCCACGUCCUGGCGGUGGUGACUCGAACAGGGUUCUGCACAGCCAAAGGGGGCCUGGUGAGCUCCAUCUUGCAUCCCCGGCCCAUCAGCUUCAAGUUCUACAGGCACAGCAUGAAGUUUGUGGCCGCCCUCUCUGUCCUGGCUCUCCUCGGCACUAUCUACAGCAUCUUUGUCCUUCACCGCAACCGGGUGCCUCUGAAUGAGAUCGUGAUCCGCGCUCUGGACCUGGUGACGGUCGUGGUGCCCCCCGCCCUGCCAGCCGCCAUGACCGUGUGCACGCUUUACGCCCAGAGCCGGCUCCGGAGUCAGGGUAUCUUCUGUAUCCACCCGCUGCGCAUCAACCUGGGGGGCAAGCUCCAGCUGGUGUGUUUCGACAAGACGGGCACCCUCACGGAGGACGGCUUGGAUGUGAUGGGCGUGGUGCCCCUAAAAGGGCAGGCGUUCCUGCCUCUGGUCCCGGAGCCCCGCCGCCUGCCCGUGGGGCCCCUGCUCCGAGCGCUGGCCACCUGCCACGCCCUCACCCGGCUCCAGGACACCCCGGUGGGCGACCCCAUGGACCUCAAGAUGGUGGAAUCUACUGGCUGGGUCCUGGAGGAGGGGCCGGCCGCAGACUCGGCAUUCGGGGCCCAGGUCCUGGCGGUGAUGAAACCCCCGCUUCAGGAGCCCCAGCUGCAGGGCGUGGAGGAGCCCCCGGCACCCGUCAGCGUCCUCAGCCGCUUCCCGUUCUCGUCAGCCCUGCAGCGCAUGGACGUGGUGGUGGCGUGGCCGGGGGCCGCACAGCCGGAGGCCUAUGUCAAGGGGGCCCCUGAGCUGGUGGCAGGCCUCUGCGACCCCGAGACAGUGCCCACGGACUUCGCCCAGAUGCUGCAGAGCUACACGGCCGCCGGCUACCGCGUCGUGGCCCUCGCCAGCAAGCCGCUGCCCAUCGCGCCCAGCCUGGAGGCCGCUCAGCGACUGACCAGGGACACCGUGGAGCAGGACCUGAGCCUCCUGGGGCUGCUCGUCAUGAGGAACCUGCUGAAGCCGCAGACCACGCCGGUCAUCCGGGCUCUGCGGAGGACCCGCAUCCGCACCGUCAUGGUGACAGGGGACAACCUGCAGACGGCCGUCACCGUGGCCCAGGGUUGCGGCAUGGUGGGUCCCCAGGAGCGUCUGGUCCUCAUCCACGCCACCCCCCCCGAGCGAGGCCAGCCUGCCUCCCUCGAGCUCCUGCCACUAGAAUCCUCCACGGCUACGAACGGGGCUAAGGAUCUUGGCCAGGCCGCAAGCUGCACCAUGGAGCCAGACCCCCGAUCCAGCCACCUGGCCCUCAGCGGGUCCACCUUUGGUGUCCUUAUGAAGCACUUCCCCAAGCUGCUGCCCAAGGUCCUGGUCCAGGGCACUGUCUUCGCCCGCAUGGCUCCUGAGCAGAAGACAGAGCUGGUUUGUGAGCUCCAGAAGCUUCAAUACUGCGUGGGCAUGUGUGGGGACGGCGCCAAUGACUGUGGGGCCCUGAAGGCGGCCGACGUGGGCAUCUCGCUCUCCCAGGCCGAGGCCUCUGUGGUCUCGCCCUUCACCUCGAGCAUGGCCAGCAUCGAGUGUGUGCCCAUGGUCAUCAGGGAAGGCCGGUGUUCCCUCGACACGUCGUUCAGCGUCUUCAAGUACAUGGCUCUGUACAGCCUGACCCAGUUCAUCUCCGUCCUGAUCCUCUACACGAUCAACACCAACCUGGGCGACCUGCAGUUCCUGGCCAUCGACCUGGUCAUCACCACCACGGUGGCAGUGCUCAUGAGCCGCACGGGGCCGGCGCUGGCGCUGGGGCGGGCGCGGCCGCCGGGGGCCCUGCUCAGUGCGCCCGUGCUGAGCAGCCUCCUGCUGCAGGUGGCCCUGGUGGCCGGCGUGCAGCUGGGGGGCUACUUCCUGACCGUGGCCCAACCCUGGUUCGUGCCCCUGAACAAGACCGUGCCGGCGCCAGACAACCUGCCCAACUACGAGAACACGGUGGUCUUCUCGCUGUCCAGCUUCCAGUACCUCAUCCUGGCCGCCGCUGUGUCCAAGGGGGCGCCCUUCCGCCGGCCGCUCUACACCAACGUGCCCUUCCUGAUGGCCCUGGCGCUCCUGGGCUCCGUCCUGGUGGGCCUCCUCCUGGUCCCUGGCCUCCUGCAAGGCCCGCUGGGGCUGAGGAACAUCGCUGACACCUGCUUCAAGCUGCUGCUGCUGGGCCUGGUGGCCUGCAACUUCGUGGGGGCCUUCAUGCUGGAGAGCGUGCUGGACCAGUGCCUCCCGGCCUGCCUGCGGCGGCUCCGACCCAAAAAGGUCUCGAAGAAGCGUUUCAAGCAGCUGGAGCGGGAGCUGGCCGAGCAGCCCUGGCCGCCGCCCGCCGGGCCCGCGAGGUAGCGCGGGCCCGUCCGCACACCGGACGCCGAUCUCCCUGCCUCUGAGCCACCGACUGGGACCCGUCUCCGGAGACGCCACCGCCGCCGCUCGUGCAGCCCGGAGGCUGGCAGGUGUCCUGCUCCUGCCCCGGGUCUGCCCGGCCCAGCCUUCCCUGCCCUCGGCCGGGGAAAUGCUGUCGUCCCCAACUUCAGACCUCCCGUGUACACAUGACAGCUACCAAUGCCCCCAGAGCCUCUGUCAGUGGAGCAAAUAAAGUCAUGAUAUUUUCCUGGCA